CAUUCCUCGGUUGGCUUUGGCUAACGUACGCAAAAUGGCACCCUCCGCGUUGCGCGUCGCGUUGUUGGCGUCCACGGCUGCGUUCGCCCCACGAACGCGCUUGCCUCGCGUGAGGGGCAGCGCUGCUCUCUCGGUGAGCAGGCCGACUCCUACAGCCCCACCUGCUGCCAAUCUUGGCCUCAGGCCACCGACCGCGCCGCGCGUUCCCCGAGCGACGCGCUGGCGACGAGCCCUGCGCGUGCUCGCGGCGAACGCGCUGCUCGCCGUCGUCCUGCUCUUCGCGCCGCCGGCGCACGCGAAGGGCGGCGGCGGCGGCGGAGGCGGAGGCGGAGGCGGAGGCAGAGGCGGAUCCUCGUCGCGUUACCUCAGCCUGUCGCAGCUCGGCUGGCGGUGUUACAUGGACGAGGCGGGCUUUCCCUGCUGGCACAACGCCAUCACGAACCAGCGGACCUGGAAGCGGCCCGCCCGGCGGAGGACGGCGCCGCCGGUCUUCUACGCGCCGUCGUUCGGCCACCUCGAAGGCCGUUCCGCGCUCGCGAGCCGGCCGGCGCGGAAUUAUGUCGUGGGGGGCGAUACGGUCGCGGCGGAGCCAUCCAACAACCUCGUAGGCUUGGCGUUCAUCGGAGUUUCCUUUCUCCCCUAUCUUGCGGUGGACGCGAGGUCGCGAAACGUGUACAGCAAGAAGCUCGACGAGUGGAAGAAUCUCACGCGGACGCUCGAACGUGACUUUGACGCAAGCGUGCAGCGACCGGUCUCCGGGCGGUACGAGGGCGCGAGCGUGGAGGACGCUGGAUGGGACCAAACGGUGGUCUCCGACCUACACUUCGGCGCGGACGGUUCUCUCACGGGCGCCGGCGUCGACGGUAAGGACGGGAGAUAUUCGUUGGCCGGCCGCUGGUCCGGCGACCGCUGCGCCUGGCUCGAGCGGUACCAAAAUUUCGAGGUCGCCGUGACCGGGACCGUCCGGCGGGACGGCCUCUUCAUCCGGUUCUGCUCGAGCCGUGGCAUUGGCGGGUCCGUGGACUUGAGGUUGAAGACUUAACUAGACUUUGUAUU
This is a messenger RNA of Pelagomonas calceolata, 1056 nucleotides long. The record is from the annotation of a GenBank genome assembly. NCBI's taxonomy places the organism in Eukaryota, Pelagophyceae, Pelagomonadales, Pelagomonadaceae.